CAUCAAGUGAAGUUAGAAAGAGAAAAAAAAUGUCACCCUCUUCAAAUUACCAGUUGUUUUCACUUGUCUCCAUCUUACUGCUAAUAACAGUUGAUCAAAGUUCACAAUCUCAAGCAACACAAGAAAACGGUGUGAAAGUUGGUGUCUUUCUAUCACCAGCGUUUGUGCUGGAACCUGGAUCUGUCUCUAACAAGUUUUACUACAACAUUGGCUUCCCAAAAGGCCAUAUUGCUAUUAAAAGUUUUGAUGCUGAAGUAGUUGAUGAGGCAGGGAAUUCGGUACCCCUUUACGAGACAUAUCUUCACCAUUGGGUUGUUUCAAGAUAUUUUAAUCGAAAAGGUGUAGAAGUAGCAAAGUACCAUUAUGAUUUGGGGUACGACCAAUCAGAUUCUAUUAUUAAGAGUAACUCAGGGAUAUGUGGUGGAGUCCUUAAUACUGUAUAUUUUGGUGUUGGUCCAGAGACCCGAAAAACAAUCAUCUAUAUUCCAGACCCUUAUAGAAUAGAAGUCGGUAAUCCAGUCGAAGUACCUCCUAGAUACGAGGAGAAACGGAUGCUCAAUUUACAUGCAAUUGAUACACGAGGCGCUGAAGAUAGACUGGGAUGCACUGAAUGCAGGUGUGAUCUUUAUAAUGUUACGAAGGACGAGAACAACCGAGAUAUAGAGCCAGAUUACAUCGGAGGCUCGAGAUGUUGUUACAAUGGAACAAGAUGCAAGGUGAAAGACGGAUUCCAAGGAUCAAAGAGAAACCUGUACCUGAAGUACACAGUGAAGUAUAUUGAUUGGGAUGCCUCUAUUGUGCCUGUAAAUAUAUAUUUACUUGAUAUCACUGAUACAUGGAAAAAGCAAGAAAAAUCGAAUGCCACUGUGGCAAGACAUCACUGUAAGAUCAAAUAUUUAGUGGAGUCAUGUGCGGCAUCUGUUGCAAAUGUUGAUUGCACUCAUACAAAGAAGAUAAGCACAAUAUUUCCUAGUGGCGGAGAUCUCAUCUAUGGAGUUGCUCAUCAACAUAUAGGAGGGACUGGGAUGGCACUCCAUGGAGAGGAGGGACAUGUCAUAUGCUCAUCUCUUCCAAUCUAUGGGAAAGGAAAGGAACCAGGAUAUGAAGCUGGUUACAUUGUCGGGAUGUCUAGUUUUUAUCCUAGACCUGGCUCUAUCAAGAUUUCAGAAGGGGAGACUAUAACUUUACUAUCGAACUACAGCAAUGAUCAGAGGCAAACUGGAGUGUUGGGGUUGUUCUAUCUCUUAGUUGCUGAACCAUCACCGAAACCUAACUCUAUCCUACAUUCCGCAGAUGGAACAGGUGAGAUUGUAAUAUUGCAGAAUGCUAUUGGAGCCUUGGCAGUGUUUGGAAUUGCACUACUUCUUGGUGCUGAUGUUAUUUAUCAAUGUCGGAAUCAAAGGGAUCAGGAAGGCUAUGAGUCUAUACUGAUGUGA
Messenger RNA from Solanum tuberosum (potato), 1436 nucleotides. RefSeq lists its product as uncharacterized. Bases 30 to 1436 code for a protein of 468 amino acids. NCBI's taxonomy places the organism in Eukaryota, Viridiplantae, Streptophyta, Magnoliopsida, Solanales, Solanaceae. The record is from RefSeq and is a predicted model, not a curated record. The transcript is spliced from 4 exons.